This is a messenger RNA of Macrobrachium nipponense, 2755 nucleotides long. Its product is annotated as OTU domain-containing protein 5-B-like. The record is from RefSeq and is a predicted model, not a curated record. Bases 172 to 1959 code for a protein of 595 amino acids. The transcript has 10 exons. NCBI's taxonomy places the organism in Eukaryota, Metazoa, Arthropoda, Malacostraca, Decapoda, Palaemonidae. Gene Ontology annotation, molecular function: cysteine-type deubiquitinase activity. Gene Ontology annotation, biological process: protein deubiquitination.
CAACGCCAUCUAUAUCUGUAAAGAAGAGACUCGAAACCGAAAAUAAUAUUCACGAAUCUAUACUGUAAUCCACCAUACUUUCGCCAUUUUCUGGACCUACCUGGAAAAUAAAGAUUCCAAUGACCCUUAGCAUCUAUGCGUAGGCAAUAACUGGUAUCGUGAGGUGUUAAAAUGACUAUUCUCCCUAAGAAGAAGCCUCAGCAGGCCUCGUCCGGCGGCGGAGAAGGAGAGACCGUCGAGCCACCGAAUUCUGUUCCCCACCAACACCAGUUGCCCAUCGGCUCGAUUCCUAAUCACAUUCAGGCUGGUGAAGCAUCAUCUAGAGGGCCCUUAUAUCUAGCAUCACAGUCACCUACACCUUGUUGGCCACCACCACCACCGUCAGGUACCACUAGAGAAGAAAAGCGCCCACCUCAUACAACUCCAUCACACUAUGAAGAUGCACAUGAAAGUGGCCCAUCACACAGUAAAAGGCGCUAUCGGGCAAGUCCACUUAGAAGUGUCCGCCCUAAGCACCGUGACCACAGAGAACAUAGAGGAAAUACCUCACCUCCAUAUCCAAGCACCAGUUCAGGAUGGAACGUAACAUCAGUCAGUCAUACUCAUCAGCAUCCUCAUACUCUGCCUAUGUCUACUUCCAUCACUCAAACACUGACCCCAGCAUUGUCAUCUCAACAGGCUGGACCUUCACAAGCCCCAGAAGAAGAAGACAAUGAUCACAGUGGCUACAACAGUGGUGAUGAAUAUGAACCUUGGGGUUGGAAUCUUACAGCAGAAGAAUGGGAAGAGAAAGAGCGAAGGUUUGAGAAAAAGAUGAAAAAGAAAAAUCUUAUAAUUAAAAAAAUGAGGGAAGAUGGAGCAUGCCUGUUUCGUGCUAUUGCUGACCAAGUUUAUGGUGACCAGGAUAUGCACAGCUGCGUACGCAAACACUGCAUGGACUACAUAGCAAGGAAUGAAGAUGCCUUUGCUCCAUUUGUAUCCGAGAACUUCCAGACGUACGUAACAAGAAAGCGCCGUGAUGACUGUUUUGGGAAUCAUAUUGAGCUUGCUGCCAUGUCUGAGAUGUAUAAUCGUGUGAUUGAAGUGUACUGCUACAGUGUUGAACCAAUCAAUAGUUUUCAGGGUUCGCUACAAACUGACAAUGAACCUAUUCGUGUAAGUUACCACUUUGGUACUCACUACAAUAGCCUGGUUGAUCCUUUCAAAGCUACCAUUGGUGUAGGACUCGGUCUUCCUGGGUAUCAACCUGGUCUUGCUGAAAAGAACCUCAUGAAAGAAGCUACCAGGCAAAGUGAAAAUGUUGUGUUAGAGCAGGCUAUGUUGGAGGACAAAAUCAGAGCUACAGAUUUUGAAGCUACAAGUGAAGCUAUAGAAGAGCAGGUUGCCCAUGAGAGUUAUCUACAGUGGCUACGUGAAAAUGAGAAACGCUCUAAGGGCCAGCGAUCCCCUACCUCACCUUCUGGAUCUGGUGCUAGUGACCGAUGCAGCCGUGGCCGAUCAUCACCUCUUCUUCAGGGCCCACAGCCAGAGUCAUCUUCAGAUUCCUCUCGCAGCUCCCCCAGAUCCAGUGAUCUUGCAAGAUUAUCACCGAGGGGCUCAAUGUCUCCCAGAGGAUCCUCGUCACCUAGAGGAUCAACAUCUCCUAGAAGUUCAUCAUCUCCGAGAGGAUCUACUAGUUCAAGUAAAUCUUCAUCGGGACAGGAAAUGGACCCAGCCAUUCCUGGAUCUUCCAAAGAUCCCAUGCCCUCGUCAUCAGGUUAUUCAUCCUUGAGUGACUUUGAGCUGAAUGAGACUGCUUCUUUUCUUAAUCAACUACCACCAGACAUGUUUGGACUAAGUGAAUAUUCCAAUGCAGAGGCUGACAUCCUGGCUCAAGUCCUUGCAGCUAGCCAGCAGGAAUACUUGGAUUCGUUAAAAAAUAUUAAGGAUGAAAAUUAUGACUCUUCCUCUUCCUCCUAACAUUACCAUUAUUAAUAGAUUGGUUUAAAAAUGUAGAUUCACUUGGCAAUUAGCUCAUCAUGUUCUUCAAAUGAGUGUAGUUAAGAAUACUGAUGAGCAUGAAUAUUUUGCACUAAAUUAAUCUUUUACUAUUAUUUUGUUGUGAUAAAUUAUGGAUAAAUAUAACCUGAAGCGAGUCUGUAUUGUCUUAUGCAUAAGGUAUUUCAUCCAUUCACUUCUUUUAACCAUGCAACUUCAGGACAGUAUGCUGCAGAUUUUAAUGUGGUUUGCCAAUUUUUCCAAGUUUAGUUCAAAAGUCAGAAAUAAACUAACUAUAUUAGUAAUGUCUGGACAGUACGCUGCAUAUUGUAAUGAGGGUUGCUUUUUUUUCAAGUUAGUCCAAAAAUACUGUAUUAAUUUUGUAAUUUGAUUCAGUCCAGUUCUGCUUUACUAUCUGGUAUGAAUAUCAGUCAUUUACCAAAAUGUUUUGAUCGUUGGUAAAGUUAGCAUUACUGUAAAUAGUCAUAUCUCAUGAAUCAUACACAUACCAUAUCAUUGGAACAAGUUGUCUGAUAUCAGAUAGAAAGGCUUUAUAAAGAUGUAGUUUUUGCUGCUGCUGUUGUGCUACUGCCAAUUUACCUUAACCACUUGUGAAAUCAGUAUUUUAAGGUUAUAAAUACCAACUAAAAUCUUCAGUUUUGAUCAAAUAUUGGCCAUGAUCAGUCAAAUUAAUAUAAUCAAAGCCUGUAUUUACUAAGAAAUGUAGCUUGAUACGAUUUACGAUUAUCACGAAAAUACAGAGGAAGCAGUUAUGUCA